AUGAAUGUGCUAGUAUACUCUACCGGAACAAGAAAAACCGCUAUAGAUCAUAUCUUACGAGCUUUGAAGGAAAACCUAUCAGCUUCAUACGAUGUCAAGGUAGUAGAUGCAAAAACUGUUCAGACUGAACCUUGGGAGCCAUCCACAGCUCUACUUGUAGUCGCUGGAGACAGAGAUCUACCAUUUAUCAAGGCAUUGCAAGGCCUUGAAGGUACUACUAGGAUCCGACGAUAUGUAGAAUCUGGUGGUAGAUAUCUGGGCAUUUGCGCUGGGUCGUAUCUUGCUAGCGAAAAAGUGGAAUUCGAGCUUGGAAGGCAGGGAUACCAGGUCAUCGGUGAGGGGGACUUGAAAUUCUAUACGGGAAUAGCACGAGGAUCGGUAUACGAUGGCUUCGUUUAUAAUUCUGAGAUGGGUGCUAGAGUUGCCAACGUCAAGCUGGAUCCCUCUGUAACUCUGUCAUCACCAACAGCAGAGCCUAGUAUUGCCAUGUUUCAUAAUGGAGGACCAUAUUUUGUAUUGGCUGAGGGUGUUGACGGUGUGGAUGUAGUGCCUGAACAUAAUCGAGUCCUAGCGUGGUAUGAUGACCAGUCACACAAAUCUACUUCGAGGAAACUACCAGCAAUCGUAUCGUGCAUGGUUGGACGUGGUCAAGCAGUCUUAUCAGGUCCGCAUUUCGAAUACAGCGUAUCUGCCAUAAAGUCACCAUAUUCAGACGCAUCUGAACAAUCUCGACGAGAAUUGGUUCGAUAUAUACUAGGGACAGAGCUAGGUCUACACCUUGACGAGUUGAAGCCGACGGCACAAGGACAUGAUGAUGCGUCUGCAGGCCCCCCACUGUCUGAGUUACAUGUUUGUUUCGGACCUGGAAACACCCGGAAGACUCAGACACUCGCAAACAGCGUCACCGAUGCUCUCAUUGGUGAAUCAUCCAUGAAAAUCCUCGAAGAUGAUGUAAAUGUAUUCAACAUAUAUAAAAAUUCGGCUUCUGCACCACAAAACAGUAAACGUGGAGAAGAAGCUAAAAUAUCACUGAACGUAUCUCUACAUGAUGCUGGAGACUAUCCUGUGCCUUCCGACACUCCACGAUUCAAUCUACCUAAGUACUACGACCUGUUGGCUAUAGCACAAGGUGAUGCAGAAAAGAAGGGUCUUGCAUUGGAAGCCGAGCUGAUGUUUGGAUCUACUGUCAUGUAUGCGGAAGUCGUCACUUCAACCCAGACAAUGCUCGACAAGAACUUUAAAUUCUCAAAGGGUUUGCCAAGUGGAUUGGCCGCCAUAGCGUCUCAUCAAAACGCUGGAAGAGGUCGAGGAGGAAAUGCUUGGAUUUCCUCUAAAGGGUGCUUGCAUCUCUCAUUGAAAGUGGAACAUCGUGAUGAGUCGUCAGUCAUAUUCAUAGGAUAUCUGAUGGCUCUGGCUGCAGUGGAUGCAAUCAAAUCCAAUCCUGGUUACGAAAAUCUUCCAAUUCAUUUGAAAUGGCCAAAUGAUAUAUAUGCACAGCUUAAACCUGGUCCCGAUGGAUUGAAAAAGAUUGGCGGUGUACUAGUCACCUCCUUCUACGACGAUGGGGUGUUUUCCUUGGUGAUCGGAUGUGGUGUCAAUGUCGCAAAUCCACCACCAAUAACAUCUCUCAAUGAACUCAUUCAAGCCUACAAUGCUACCAUGAGUCUGCGACUUCCUGAAAUGACUUUGGAAGGAGUCUUGGCUCAGCUCUUGACUACUUUUGAAUGCUACUAUCGUGAGAUGGAGGAAGCUGGAAAGGAUACGAAAAAAUGGAAGUUCGCCUUUGAGCCCUUUUUGCCUCGCUAUUACAAUGUUUGGCUUCACAGCAAUGUUCCAGUCGUCUUGGAGGACCACAAAAAUGCCCAAGCUACCAUCGUUGGCAUUGAUCCCUCCGGCUUCUUGAAAUGUGUUGGUGAAAACGAUGCGGAGUAUUUAUUACAACCUGAUGGCAAUUCAUUUGAUAUGAUGAAAGGAAUGAUUGCUCGCAAAAAGUAG
Molecule: messenger RNA, 1995 nt
Organism: Synchytrium microbalum
Lineage: Eukaryota; Fungi; Chytridiomycota; Chytridiomycetes; Synchytriales; Synchytriaceae
Gene: LIP2
Product: lipoyl(octanoyl) transferase
Exons: 5
Coding region: 1-1995 (664 amino acids)
Biological process (GO): protein modification process
Cellular component (GO): cytoplasm
Molecular function (GO): biotin--[biotin carboxyl-carrier protein] ligase activity
Source: RefSeq, a predicted model, not a curated record